Molecule: messenger RNA, 1011 nt
Organism: Trypanosoma cruzi
Lineage: Eukaryota; Euglenozoa; Kinetoplastea; Trypanosomatida; Trypanosomatidae
Exons: 1
Coding region: 1-1011 (336 amino acids)
Source: RefSeq, a predicted model, not a curated record
AUGGCGCGAGUUGUGGUCAAAGCAGUGGAGCAUGAGGGAACAACGCCGAGCCAUUUCAAGGGUGUGAUGGCAAAUGGGAGAAUCAUCCUGAUCUGGGUGGCGGUGGUGGUGGGACGAUUGCCCUCACAACUCCUCAGCCCAUUGUGCUGCUUGUUUUGGGUGGUGUGGCCUGCAACGAGAGGCGCUUGGUCCAUGAGAUAUCCAAAAGGUAUGGCCGUGAGGUGGUCAUUGUGGAAACCUCGCUGUCGCGUCCUGAGGUGUGUUUGUCCAGGGAAUUGGCACUUUACGGCAGUAGGACUUACGGCGAGACACGCAAAGGAAUGCAUCGAGGGCCAAAGAGUGGGACAGAUGCAACCACACACGAUUGCGGGUGUCUGUGGGGAUUGUGUGCGCUUCUUCCUGCAUUCCGUUUCUCUCCAUGAAGCGUUUCAUACGAUGCGUGUGUGUGUUUUAACGGCUGCGCUGCUUGCAUUUUACCUUUGUUUCUUGCGUGUGCGGUUGCGGGCCAUUUCCAUGCAACUAAGAGGGCGGUUGAAAAAGGAAGGACAUUUGUGGAGCAUGCACCCACGGCUUCAGUGUUCAUCCACUGGUGCUGGCCUUUUUUUGCCAGGGCAUUUGUGCACGCUUUCCCCUCCAUUGUCUAUUUUUUUGCACAGGAAUCAACAGGUGGGCAUUCGUGAGUGCUGCGGCGAGCUGUUGUUGCCCUCGCCGGGACGCGCGCAACGGCGUCAGCUCCAUGACUUUGGGCUAAAAGGAAUGGGAAUUUCUCCGGAUCCUCACCGCAGGCGCAUGCCGUGGACGGCCGAAAAGGAGUGUGUGCCCGGUGUUGUUCAUAGCUCCAAGGAAAAGAUGGUGUUGGAUGGCGCACAACGAGUGGGUGUGGAAUGUGUCGACCGUGCAUCGCAGGUGUAUCCGCUGGAGGCAUUGCGGGCGGCCGCGGCCACAUGCGAGUACAAUACAUUUAGAGGAAAGAACAUUUUUAAUUGUUCUCUCAGGUGGAAUCCAAUGUAA